This is a messenger RNA of Coprinopsis cinerea okayama7#130, 2535 nucleotides long. Its product is annotated as sex determining protein. Lineage: Eukaryota; Fungi; Basidiomycota; Agaricomycetes; Agaricales; Psathyrellaceae. Bases 1 to 2535 code for a protein of 844 amino acids. The transcript is spliced from 12 exons. The record is from RefSeq and is a predicted model, not a curated record.
AUGGCGAAGAAAGAGAAAAAAGUGAGCAAGGCGGGCAAACCAAAGCCCUUCCAAAAGCUCCCUACCCUACCCAACAAGCCUGCUGGCCAUGCCAAAGACAAGAUUCAGCCCCCAAAGCGCCAGGUGCCUGAUCCCGAGUGCGAGGAGGAGGAGGAGGAGGAGGAGCAGGACAAAGGCUCUGACGACGAAUCUGACGACGAAGGCUCUGACGACGAAGGCUCCGACGAGGAAGAAUCAGACGAGGAAGAAUCAGACGACGAAGGCUCUAACGACGAAGGCUCCAACGACGAAGGCUCCGACGGCGAAGGCUCCGACGAGGAAGGCUCCGACGAGGAAGAAUCCGACGAGGAAGAAUCCGAUGAGGAAGAUUCUGACCAAGACCACGUUGCCAACAAACACCCUUCAAAAGGUCUGAUCAGGAAGCCCAAGGGGAAGAUUCGGAUACGCCAUGUCAUGGGAUUAGACAAUAGUCCCUUCUACAAAAUUGUUCGGACUCGUGUCCGCAGCCUCUGCGAACGUUUUCUCAACCGCAGUAAGACAAUCUCAUUCCAAGAUCCCGCUAAAUUGGACAAAGUACGGAGCUUGAUGCGCCAGGCAAUUCCAUUUGCUUGGAACAGAUAUGAAGGCACUUGGCUUGAAGACGCCCUCAUUGGGUCGUUUUUAAGUAAUGCCUCUGUGCGUGCUAGAAAAGAGGCAGAAGAGCUUGGUGGAUUGGUGGAGGAGCAGAAGGAAAAGCGUGCUCAGAAAGCUCAAGCCUUGGCCUCCAAGUCCGGCUCUUCGAAGACGCCGACCACCAAGGGUGGCUCGUCGAAGACGCCGACCACCACCUCCAAGUCCGGCUCUUCGAAGACGCCGACCACCAAGGGUGGCUCGUCGAAGACCACCACCACCAAGUCCGGCUCUUCGAAGACGCCGACCACCAAGUCCGGCUCAUCGAAGACCACCACCACCAAGUCGGACUCGUCGAAGACACCGACCACCAAGUCCGGCUCGUCGAAGACCAUCACCACCAAGUCGGACUCGUCAAAGACACCGACCACCAAGUCCGGCUCGUCGAAGACCACCACCACCAAGUCGGACUCGUCGAAGACGCCGACCACCAAGUCCGGCUCGUCGAAGACCACCACCACCAAGUCGGACUCGUCGAAGACGCCGACCACCAAGGGUGACUCGUCGAAGACGCCGACCACCACCACCAAGUCCGGCUCUUUGAAGACGCCGACCACCAAGUCCGGCUCGUCGAAGACCACCACCACCAAGUUCGGCAACACAGCUAUUACCACAACUACCACCAAACGCAAAUGUUCGUCAAUCUCCGUGGCUACAGUCCAAGAAGGAGUUGUUGAGCCUCCUCGCAAGAAGGCGAAGCACUCGUCUGAGCCUGGUACCUCCAAGAAGCCUUCCACUACCACCAAGCUUUCAUCAAGCAAUUCAAAGUCCUCAAAAGCCAAGCAGAGCGCGCAGAAGAAUAAGGAAAAUAUCCCCCCAGCUUCUACCAAGCGUAGGUCUCAGGAAGAGGAAGGUGUCGAGGAUGAUCCUCGGCCUCUCAAGAGGACUAAACGACUGAUUCUUUUCUCCGACGAUGAAGACUCGGUCGACGAAAGCGAUAAGGAGAAUAUCCCACCCGUCUUCUCAGCCUUAGCAAAGGUUCAAGUCCAAGCAAAUUCGAGGACUGCUAAAGACCUCGAGGCCGUGGCUAUUACUGAGACUGAGGGACAUUCUACUCUCCCUCCUCGUAGUCGCAGAUAUGCUCGUGAACACUUCAAGCGGGUCAGCAAUACCUCCAGUACCGGCAAUGAUGGUGACGAAAAUUCUGGCGCCGAGGACGGUGGCAACGCGGACAGGAACAACUCCACCCCCCUCUCGGACGAGGACAUACCAUCAGCUUGCCCAUCCUGCGAGGUUUACAGCGAGUUAUCUGACAAGUUGAAUGGCGAGAGUCAGAGAGAACCCCAUGGCAUUGGUGCCGAGAAGCAACGCAACAUGGCCAUCGAUGAAUUCAACAAGAAUGGUUGGCCUGUCACCCCUGACUUCGCUUCAAUGCCUGCCCGUGUCCUCAAUCACUAUCAGAGCUGCUACGACCUCAUCACAGGGGCAACCCCGCUUGAUGACCACUUUCUCUACACCGCACUCGAACGCAAGAUGGGAGAUAGUACCCUUGAAACACUUAACAACAAGCUCAGCCCUACCAUCCAGGCAUUCGCCCGCCCAGGAUAUGCUCUGGAGGCCCUCGAUGUGAUGGAACGCAGCAGUGCCGGCGGCUAUCUGAUCCACCGGUCCAUCUGUACUGAUGAUUUUUACCCCGCCAUCGACCGAACCUUCAAAAAGUGGAUUCGCUCACGAGGAAGCGGGGCUUCUAGCAAGGCUGUGGAUAGGAAUGGUGGUGCUGGAGACGACAAUGUGGGGGGCAAUGCACAGGGUGGUGGUGCUGGAGACGACAAUGUCAAGGACAGUGAACCGGUAAUGUCUAUCUUUGUGCUCAAAAUCAAGAUCCGUGCUCGCCCUCGUAGAAACCUGCGUCCCGCAUCCCCUUGA